CUCAUGUGUCAGUGCAUGGCUGAGCCUGAAGGCAGCUGCUCUCUGGUGAGUCUUCUUCUUCUUUUCCGCUUUUAUCAACAAUGUGUUGUUGAUGUGUGGGACUUGUAGCUAAGAUGCAAACAUUGUGACGACAUUCUGCCUCGAGUGGCAAGUUUGUGCUGUUGGUCAAACUCUAGGAGAAGUAAAGCACAUGACCGUGUUCAUUCAUUUAUAAUGUAAGUCUGCUUUUGCAAUGAUAUGAAAUGUUCAAUAGAGGCGAAAUGGAGGAGGAAAUCAGGUGUACUGUGUUGCAAAAAAAAAAGGUCGCAGUUAUGUACUUGUCCGCCAGGGGGUGUUAAUUAUAUGUUGUAUUUAAAAAGAAGAGUCACCAUCUAACAUUGACAACAUUGCUGUCACAGCAGGUGGGAAAAGGCUGCUUUAGUUAAAAUGACGCUGCCUCUUCGCCGUGUAGGAAUGACCUCUGCCGGGAACCUCUCUGAAGAGCAGGUCCACUGCUCCAUCUGCCUGGACGUCUUCACAAACCCUGUGUCCAUCCCAUGCGGACACAACUUCUGCCAGAGCUGCAUCCUGGGAUACUGGAAGAGCAGCCCACUGUACCAGUGUCCCAUGUGCAAGAAGUCCUUCUACAAGAGGCCCGACAUCAGCAUCAACACCGUUCUCAGGGAGAUUGCCGAGCAGUUCAAGGAGCUCCGGGUGAGGAGUGCGGAGGGCAAGCCCGAUAAAAAGUGGAUGAUGGAAAAGCAGAGAGAGAAGGAUGAAGAGAGGCUUUUGGAGGAUGAUUCUAAAGAGGACACCAGUAAAAGUAAGACAAAGGAGACAACUGAAGUGGUUAAAUCCUUUCAUGAGGAGCCCCCUAAGGCUUCAACUCCCACCUGGGAGGAGGUCCUCUGUGACGUUUGCCUGGGAGAGGGCCGUUCCAAAGCCAUAAAAUCCUGCCUGGUGUGUCUGACGUCCUACUGCGACGAGCACCUCAAGUCGCAUGCUAGCAGAUUCACCAAGCACAAGCUGAUGCAGCCUGUGGCCAACAUGGAGGACCGCAUGUGUCCCAAGCACGAGCGCCUCCUGGAGCUCUUCUGCAAGAAGGAUCAGACAUGCGUGUGCGUCCUGUGCACAGAGACCGACCACCGAGCGCACUAUACCGUCCCCGUGGAGCGGGAAUGGAUGGAGAAAAGGGCCCAGCUGAAGAAGAGCCAAGUGGAGGUGCAGCAGAUGAUCCAGGACAGAGUAAAGAAGGUAGAGGAGAUCAAACACUCUGUGGAGCUCAACAAAGCAAGCAGUCAGAGAGAGAUUGACGACAGCAUGCAGGUUUUCUCCGAGUUGAUCCGCUCCAUCCAGAGAACUCAGGCCGACCUAGUCUUAGCCAUUGAAGAGAAGCAGAGGCACACUGAAAGCCGGGCCAGGAACCUGGUCACAGAACUGGAGCAGGAGAUCGAGGAGCUUAGGCGGCGGAACAGUGACCUGGAGAACAUGGAUAGAACGGACCACAUUCACUUCUUGAAGAACUUUCCAGCUCUGAGCACUGCGCCUUCCGUCCGGGACUGGUCUGACACAAGCGUUCCCACUGACAUUUGUGUUGGCUUGAUCAGGACAGCCGUGUGCAAACUAGAGGCCACUUUAAAGGAGAUGGUGGACAAACUGGCAGACAGAGAGAUCCAGAAGGUUCUGAAGUACUCAGCGGACGUCACUUUGGACCCAGACACCGCCAACCCGUGGCUGCAGCUCUCACAGGACAGACGCCAGGUGCGCCACCUGGGGGCAUGGCAGGAUCUCCCAGACCACCCCAACCGCUUUGACACUGUGGUCAUCGUCCUGGGAAGAGAGGGCUUCACCUCGGGCAGACACUACUGGGAGGUCCAGGUGGGCGACAAGGAUGACUGGUACCUCGGCGUGGCCAAGUCGUCCGUCAACCGGAAGGGCAGGAUCUCCGUAAGCACCGCCCAUGGCUAUUGGGCCCUGGCUAUGAAGAAGGGCCAUGGGUACCGCGUGUCCACCACCCCACCAUUGCAGCUCGUACUCAGCACCAAACCCAAGAUGGUGGGCGUGUAUGUGGACUACGAAGAGGGACAAAUAUCCUUCUACGAUGUCAGGGCUCGGACGCACAUUCAUACACUGAGCGACACGUUGAGUGAGAAGAUUCUGCCUUUUUUCUACUUGUAUUGCUGCGACAAAGCCUCUGAUACCGUCGUCAUUUGUCCCAUUGCUGACAAAAGCCUGAUCAAACCGAGUUAAUCAACAAAUGUAAUCGACGACGUAUUGUUAGAUCCUUGUACCACAUCACCUUACAUCAGUGGUUCUCACUUAUUUUCUGUCAUGCCCCACUGCCACGUUGUGCUACCGAUAACUCAUGAAAAGACGUCUUUCUGUUGCUAAAAGUCACACUAAACACGUUUUAGAGAUCUUCCACUUCCCACUACCCCCCCAUUUUGAAAUCCCAUUAAGAAACUUAUAAUAUCUAUUUAUUUAUCUGUACUGAACUCAAAACUGAAAUCAAACUGAAAAUGGAGAGCAGUGAAGCAUAAAAGUGUAUUAAAGAGUCACUAAUUGUUUUCCUUUACUGUGAUAACUGGAAGAUAGCUUCACAUUAAAGGGUGUCACCCAGCACCAAGUGUCGUACAGUCUUCAUGACAGCUGUUUUUUAAAGGUAUCAGAUGGAUUUCAUAUUCUUCUGCUGUUUGCAGCGGUUUAGAGGGUACUCGCAUUCUAACGAGCCGCAUGCAUUACAUCCCGGCCUCUUGUCGAAACAAGAGCAGGGUUUGGUAAAGCGUAUGAUUUAACCCACCUGUUCAACAGAAACGUAGCAACCAUCAUCCAUUUUUAAAUCCGUAUAUCUGUUUAUACAGUAUAUAUAUAUUUUAAAUCCUUUUAAAUACGUUCUCGAAGAUCUCUUUUGUGACGUGCACACGCAAGAGAAGAGGUGCACUGCUGUUUGCAUUUAUUGGUGUGGUUUAAAAUGUGUCGCAGCUUUGACAUACCGUAGAC
This is a messenger RNA of Dunckerocampus dactyliophorus (ringed pipefish), 2979 nucleotides long. Its product is annotated as nuclear factor 7, ovary. The record is from RefSeq and is a predicted model, not a curated record. Bases 427 to 2229 code for a protein of 600 amino acids. Lineage: Eukaryota; Metazoa; Chordata; Actinopteri; Syngnathiformes; Syngnathidae. Gene Ontology annotation, molecular function: zinc ion binding; protein binding. The transcript has 6 exons.